Gastrolobium bilobum is the source of this 2215-nucleotide messenger RNA. Its product is annotated as arogenate dehydrogenase 1, chloroplastic. Gene Ontology annotation, molecular function: prephenate dehydrogenase (NAD+) activity; NAD+ binding; arogenate dehydrogenase (NADP+) activity. The record is from RefSeq and is a predicted model, not a curated record. NCBI's taxonomy places the organism in Eukaryota, Viridiplantae, Streptophyta, Magnoliopsida, Fabales, Fabaceae. The coding region runs from base 26 to 2095 and encodes 689 amino acids. The transcript is spliced from 2 exons. Gene Ontology annotation, biological process: L-tyrosine biosynthetic process.
UUGCACAGCCACCGCAACCGCCACCAUGGUCUGUGUUUCAAUUUUUCAGCCACCGCCAUUGCAUUUCAGUCCUCGGCGUCUUAAACCCUCUGUUUCCUUCUCAGUCAACGUCACCCCCUCGAAGAACGCUUUCUCCCGCAGAAGAACCCUCCGCGUUCGCGCCAUCGACGCAGCCCAAUUCUUCGACUACGAAUCCAAGGUGGCCCUCGAGUUCCACAACUCCCAGAAGCUGAAGAUCGCAAUCGUUGGCUUCGGAAACUUCGGCCAGUUUCUGGCGAGGACCCUCGUGCGUCAGGGCCACACCGUCUUGGCCCACUCCCGCUCCGAUCAUUCCGCCGCCGCUCGGAACCUCGGCGUCACGUUCUUCCUCAACACUGACGAUCUCUGCGAGGAACACCCCGAAGUGAUCUUGCUCUGUUCCUCCAUUAUCUCCACCCAAAAAGUGCUCCUUUCCUUGCCGCUUCAGCGAUUGAAGCGUAGCACAUUGUUCGUCGACGUUCUCUCCGUCAAGGAGUUCCCUAAGAGCCUCUUGCUCGAAGUGUUGCCGAGCGAUUUCGACAUUAUUUGCUCGCACCCAAUGUUUGGACCCGAGAGUGCUAGCCAUGGUUGGAGUGGUCUUCCUUUUAUGUUCGAGAAGGUUCGAAUUGGGAACGAGGAACAAAGAAUUUCGAGGUGCGAGAAGCUUCUUAAUGUGUUUGCGAGAGAAGGGUGUAGAAUGGUGGAGAUGUGUUGUGCUGACCAUGAUAGGUUUGCAGCAGGGUCGCAGUUCAUAACGCACACACUUGGGAGGGUUCUGAAGAUGUUGAUGUUGGAAUCAACACCUAUUAACACAAAGGGGUAUGAGAGUUUGUUGAGAUUGGUUGAUAACACUGCUGGGGAUAGCUUUGAUUUGUACUAUGGGUUGUUUAUGUUUAAUAGUAAUUCAUUGGAGAUGUUGGAGAGGUUGGAUUUGGCUUUUGGGGACUUGAGGAAACAGCUCAUUGGGCGUUUGCAUGAUGUUGUGAGGAAACAGUUGUUUGAGAAUGCUGUAAAGGUGAAAACUUUACAAGAUAACUACGCAGUGCUCAAGCAUGCUCAAAAUGGAUCUCCAAUGGUACUAUCCUCCGAAGAUAAGAGGUAUUUAUUUAUUAUUAAACCCCAUGAUGUUGCUAAACUAUACAAGUCAAACGGUUCCAUCCAAUCUGUUGACAACUCAAAACUCAAGAUUGCAAUCAUUGGUUUUGGCAACUUCGGUCAGUUCCUUGCAAAAACUAUUGUACGUCAUGGUCAUGAAGUGUUAGCAUACUCUAGAUCAGACUACUCUCGUGUGGCUGAGGAAUUGGGGAUUUCUUAUUUCAAUGACGCAGAUGAUCUUUGUGAACAACAUCCAGAUGUAAUUUUACUUUGCACUUCCAUCCUUUCCACUGAGAAAGUUCUUAAGUCAUUGCCUGUGCAGAGAUUGAAGAGAAGUACUUUGUUUGUUGAUGUACUUUCUGUCAAAGAAUUUCCUAGAAACUUGUUUCUUCAGUACUUGCCACCUUAUUUUGAUGUUCUCUGCACCCAUCCUAUGUUUGGGCCAGAGAGUGGAAAGAAUGGGUGGAAGGGUCUUCCUUUUGUUUUUGAUAAAGUCAGAGUAGGAAGAGAUGAACCAAGAACAUCACGGUGUGAUCGGUUUCUUGACAUUUUUUCUAGUGAAGGAUGCCGAAUGGUUGAAAUGUCAUGUGCUGAACACGAUUGGCAUGCAGCUGGAUCACAGUUUAUCACACAUACUACAGGAAGAUUUUUAGAAAAAUUGAAGUUGGAGGCAACACCAAUCGACACAAAGGGGUAUGAGACUUUGUUGAGUUUGGUGGAGAAUACUGCUGGAGAUAGUUUUGAUCUGUACUAUGGUUUGUUCUUGUAUAAUAUAAAUGCCAUGGAGCAACUAGAAAGAUUAGAUCUGGCUUUUGAGUCAUUGAAGAAGCAGCUUUUUGACCGUUUGCAUGUUGUCUACCGAAAGCAAAUAUUUAAACAUGAAGAAAAGGUCCAUGAUUUGCCAGACAGGUCUAUGUUGCCUGAGAUAUGUGAAGAUAGUAAUGUGGUAUCAUCUUUGUCAAAAACUGUGGACACUAAAUGAAAAUUGAUUUCCAAGAAUUCCAUCUCAUUUGUAAUUAUUGCAGGCCCUGCUAUUUCUACAGUAGGUUUAAAUGAGUUUGUAAUUUCGAAAAUUUCAUAUCCAAUCUUUCUAAAAGCUGUU